Molecule: messenger RNA, 459 nt
Organism: Cyprinodon variegatus (sheepshead minnow)
Lineage: Eukaryota; Metazoa; Chordata; Actinopteri; Cyprinodontiformes; Cyprinodontidae
Gene: ndufa1
Product: NADH:ubiquinone oxidoreductase subunit A1
Exons: 3
Coding region: 143-355 (70 amino acids)
Source: RefSeq, a predicted model, not a curated record
CCUCUCGUCACGGAAGUCAGGUCAGAGCGGUCGACAUUUUCUUAGCAGCGUUAGCAUAAUACGAAGCUUUUUGCCAAUUUUAGGGACAACUUUGUUGUCCUCGCUGCUUGUUAAAUACUCCUGGCAGUAACAGCGGGUAAACAUGUGGUAUGAAAUCCUUCCCAGCCUCGGUAUUAUGACCGUGUGUCUAAUUAUUCCGGGGAUUGUGACUGCAAACGUCCACAAGUUCACCAACGGUGGAAAGGAGAAAAGGGUCGCCCGGAUUCCGUGGCAGUGGUACCUGAUGCAGAGAGACAGUAGGGUGUCAGGAACGGGUGAGCACUUCCAGUCCAAGGGACUGGAGAACAUUAAUUGAAGAGGAUCAUGCAGAGCCGAAACGUCGAUGUUGUAAAUUAAAUGUAUGAAAAAAAUUUUUCUUUUGAAAUCAGUUGUGAUUAAAUAAACUGUUCCACACUGGAA